Molecule: messenger RNA, 913 nt
Organism: Gasterosteus aculeatus aculeatus (three-spined stickleback)
Lineage: Eukaryota; Metazoa; Chordata; Actinopteri; Perciformes; Gasterosteidae
Gene: slirp
Product: SRA stem-loop interacting RNA binding protein
Molecular function (GO): RNA binding
Source: RefSeq, a predicted model, not a curated record
UCUAGUCGGACGGCAGGCGGCGACAUGCUGGUUUAACGUGGACUGGUCCACGCGCCACCAUCGAAGAAGAACGAGACAAGGACGAAACAUGGCGCUGCCAUCCAAGAAAGUGUUCGAGGUCUUCGUGUCUAAAAUCCCGUGGACUAUAGCCGGCAAGGAGAUGAGGGAGUACUUUGGACAGUUUGGCCCUGUGAAGAAGUGUCUUCUUCCAUUUGAUAAAGACACCGGCUUCCACAGAGGCUUCUGCUGGGUGGGCUUCACAACAGAGGAAGGACUGAACAAUGCUCUUCAAAAAGACCCUCACAUGCUGGAAGGAGCAAAGAUGCAGGUUCAGAGGAACAGACGUCCGUUUGCAGGGCAAAGGUCAAACCGAGACAGUGAACACGAGUGAAGCUGUGAGGGCGAAGCAGACGUCCCUGCUGCUCGGAUGUUUAUGAGACGUUUCAGUUUCUCUGCAUUUGUUCACCUUGCAGUGACGAUGACUUGCCAUCGUCUCAACGUGGAGGAGGAGGCCUUAUUGGCUCUAAUAGUGUUUCUUUCUUUCACCGUUCUGAUCUCCAGAUUAGUGCAAUAAAACACUGUUGGGAUCCAUUCUGUCUUUUUACAUUUUUAUUCUUAAGAUACAAACUUUGACUUGUGCCGUAGUAUUUUAUGUGGUGCUUCUACUCCAGUGCAGGAUCUGAGUACUUCCUUCACGAAGUAGCUGGUAGAGCCGGUGCUGUAGGUGUUAGAGGCAUAGAGAGCGACGCAGGACGGGGAACAAAGCCCCCUGAGGACCAGGGGACGGAGCUGGGGACUUGGACCCGCUGGAUUGAGUCAACUAGAGAAAACCCAUUCCGUUGGUGACGGACGUCGUUGUUGUUUCCCCAAAUGAACUGUUUGUGAUGAAGAAUAAAAUGGUACCUUUUUGUAA